CUUCUUUUUCAGCCUCGGGGACCUAGGAGGCUCUGUGAACCUGCGGACUGGGAACGGAUAUGGCGGCCACGCUGGGCAGCGGGGAACGCUGGACAGAAGCUUACAUUGAUGCAGUUAGAAGAAACAAAUAUCCAGAAGAUAGACCUACUGAAAGUCAUGACCCCUGUGGUUGCUGCAACUGCAUGAAGGCGCAAAAGGAAAAGAACUCUGAGAAUGAGUGGAAUCAGACCCGGCAGGAGGGGAGCUCUACUUAUACAGAAGAACAGCUGCUUGGGGUACAAAGGAUCAAGAAAUGCAGAAACUACUAUGAAAUUCUGGGAGUUUCUCGAAAUGCUAGUGAUGAAGAACUUAAGAAAGCAUACAGAAAACUUGCCCUGAAAUUUCACCCUGACAAAAACUGUGCUCCUGGAGCAACAGAUGCUUUCAAAGCGAUAGGAAAUGCCUUUGCAGUCCUGAGCAAUCCUGAUAAGAGGCUCCGCUAUGAUGAAUAUGGAGAUGAGCAAGUGACUUUCACUGCACCUAGAGCCAGACCUUAUAACUAUUACAGGGACUUUGAAGCUGACAUCACUCCAGAAGAGCUAUUCAAUGUCUUCUUUGGUGGACAUUUUCCUACAGGAAAUAUUCAUAUGUUCUCAAAUGUGACAGAUGACACUCACUAUUACCGCCGGCGACACCGACAUGAGAGGACACACACACGAAAGGAAGAAGAAGAAGAUAAACCUCAGACUACAUAUUCUGCAUUUAUUCAAUUGCUUCCAGUUCUCGUGAUUGUGAUUAUAUCUGUCAUUACUCAACUUCUGGCUGCUAAUCCCCCAUAUAGUCUAUUCUAUAAAUCAACCCUAGGCUAUACCAUUUCUAGAGAAACUCAGAACCUGCAGGUGCCUUACUUUGUGGAUAAAAAUUUUGACAAGGCCUACAGAGGAGCUUCUCUUCAUGACCUGGAGAAAACAAUAGAGAAAGAUUAUAUCGAUUACAUCCAGACGAGUUGUUGGAAGGAGAAACAGCAAAAGUCGGAGUUGACAAAUUUGGCAGGAUUAUACAGAGAUGAACGGUUGAAACAGAAAGCAGAGUCGCUGAAACUUGAAAACUGUGAAAAACUUUCCAAACUUAUUGGCCUCCACAGAGGUGGUUGAGAGGAUGAUGGUCCUACACAGGGUUUGGGGUUUUGUUACUCGUUACUACUUAUGUUCCCAAGUCCAUUUUAUAAUACAAAAUUAGGAAUAAUGAA
Dipodomys spectabilis (banner-tailed kangaroo rat) is the source of this 1228-nucleotide messenger RNA. It is a transcript of the gene Dnajc18, whose product is annotated as DnaJ heat shock protein family (Hsp40) member C18. Lineage: Eukaryota; Metazoa; Chordata; Mammalia; Rodentia; Heteromyidae. Gene Ontology annotation, molecular function: Hsp70 protein binding. The transcript is spliced from 8 exons. Bases 60 to 1133 code for a protein of 357 amino acids. Gene Ontology annotation, biological process: cellular response to misfolded protein. The record is from RefSeq and is a predicted model, not a curated record. Gene Ontology annotation, cellular component: endoplasmic reticulum membrane.